AGUUGAAGUUGCUGCAACCCUUUGAGGCAUUUCCUCGAACAGAGGCUCUGAUGGAGCUCGACUUUGGAGUCUCCUUUUGUCGGUUGCUGAGCACUCGUUUCUUGCAGCGGAUGCGGCGGCGGCGGCUGCGGCCUAGGGGUUUUCAGUUUUCUAUUUUCUUGGCCGUUUUCGUUUGGGGUUGCGGUGGUGCAUAUAAGCUGACAGGAGACUGACUAUUUUAUUGACUUGGAGAAGAAGAAUUUUGACCAUGCCUAGCUUUGAGAGCCAAGAUAACCAUUUUUGGUCACGAGCUAGACACUUCGAGCUCACGGACGAACAAAUUGCAAAUGCAAAUGUAAUUCACCAAUUGGUGAAAGACACUGAGUUCUACUUUCUCUCUGCCAUCUACUCUCCAUUUUCAUUGAAAAUGUAUACCGGCAGCUUGCCAUUGGAGACCUAUGAAUUCUACAGAGCCCUAGAAUUACACAUCAUGCAAAAGCUAAUUGAAGCGUUUUCAAUCCUGCGUGAAACUUGCAAUGGUUAUGAUGCCCACAUUCUUCUUCAGUUGGAGGCACAACUUAGUGGGGAAGCAAAGCAUAGAUUGGAAACAGAGUUAAUUGCUAAGCUUAAUGAGGAAGAUCUACCUGAAGCAGUUUCUAUAUUCACGGAAGAACUUUUAAUGCAAGCCGAGUUGUCUGUAGUAGGAUCUUCUGACGAUCAAACUAUUGCCUACACCGUUGCUACUGUGGCAGCUUGGUUGAGACUUUACCACGUUAUAGGUCAGCAUUUUAUGAAUUGGAUCCGAGGCAAGAUUGAAGGCAAUCACCUAUACCAAGACUGGUUUGACCGAGGUUGGUUCAAGUUUUUUGGUUGCGUUCAUCGAAACUGGUUUGAUUUUUAUGCUUCUGCUGAGUUUAAGGAGUUGGUUGUGCAAACUGAAUUCCUUCUUGAUCAAUCAUGUCAGAAUUUGUCCAAGGUCCAGCUUCAAAUACUUGAUAAUCGCUAUAGAACUAGCCUAAAAGAUGCAGUAUCUUUCUUUUCCCACGAAUCUGUGCAUGCAUCUGUCCGAGCUGUAGUUCCUAUUCUAGCAAAGCCUCCAAAAAGAUCUGAUGUCUAUUUGAUUUGUCAGUUGGCUAGUGUAAUUUCAUUUAAGCAAAAUUGUAGCCCUUCAUAUGAUUCAGGUCUUCUAGUGGAGCUGGAACCAAACUAUCAAAACUUGGUGAAAAGCUUAACUCCUAUUGUGUCGGUGGUGGGCUUUGACAAUGUAAAAGUGGGAGAAGUUUUUGAUAGCCUUUCACAAUUAAGAGAAAUUUUAUAUCGAAAUGUUGAAGAGUCCCAGAAGUUGGUUGGUAUUGACCGAAGGCAUAUGCAUAAGACUUCUUGUGAAAACGUUUCGGUUAACCCAGACUUUAUUUCACUGAUCAAUAAACUUCACAACAAGGAGGACUUCAAUGGAUUUGUUCAUGUCUACUCGCUGGAUUUUUCCUCAGACUUCGUCUCUAAUAUUUUUGAAACAGAGAUGAGCAGGGGACUGUUGCAUUGCUCUGCAAACCAGAUAUUUUGGCAUAAUGAGGAGGGCAUAUCAACAGGUCAAGUGUCUCGAGUUUUGAAGUAUCCGGGUCACUUGGCGUUAUUACCGACGAUACUAUUACCUGAGUGCAUCACGAUUUGUGUAGGAUGUGUUGUAGAUGACCUACCUUGCCUCCUUAAGGCAGAUAUAGGUAUAGUUGUUGAGCCGGCUGAGAGUCUUAUUGCACUUGGGAACAACUUUGGAGUUAAGUUUCUCCCUCUGCUGGAUAUGCUGCUGAUGAAACAGAAAGAUUGCGAUAUUGGAGAAGUUGUAGGGUGGAAACAUCAGGGUAGUGGUUUGUUGUUUGUAGGCAGGAACUGGUGUGAUGUUGCUGCCUUCAUUUGUACCUUGCAUGAUGUUCAGUAGUCGCAGGUUGCUCUGAGUAAUUUGUAAAUGUUGUUAGGUACAAUAUAUUCUGACUGCUUCUUCAUUCAAAUGGCCUGGAUGAUCUAACUACUUCUUGUUCUAUGAAUAUUUUGUAAAUCUUGUUAGGUACAGUAUAUUCCUACUGCUUAACGCUAUGAAUAUUCUGUAAAUGUUGCCAAAAUC
This is a messenger RNA of Prunus avium (sweet cherry), 2098 nucleotides long. RefSeq names its product bifunctional TH2 protein, mitochondrial-like. The record is from RefSeq and is a predicted model, not a curated record. NCBI's taxonomy places the organism in Eukaryota, Viridiplantae, Streptophyta, Magnoliopsida, Rosales, Rosaceae. Gene Ontology annotation, cellular component: cytosol.